Molecule: messenger RNA, 2686 nt
Organism: Xenopus laevis (African clawed frog)
Lineage: Eukaryota; Metazoa; Chordata; Amphibia; Anura; Pipidae
Gene: snx4.S
Product: sorting nexin 4 S homeolog
Exons: 14
Coding region: 11-1468 (485 amino acids)
Biological process (GO): protein transport; positive regulation of autophagosome assembly
Cellular component (GO): plasma membrane; early endosome membrane; SNARE complex
Molecular function (GO): phosphatidylinositol binding; phosphatidylinositol-3-phosphate binding
Source: RefSeq, a predicted model, not a curated record
CGCUUUGCGCAUGCGCCCCCUGCCUUGUGCAAUCGCUAUGGAGUCCACGGCCAAGUUGAAGCCGGAAGCGAAAGCAGGAUUGGAGGAUUUGCCAUCGGAAAAAGGGGAUGCCUCAAGGCUGUGGGUUCCGGAAGUGUGUUUGACUCAGGGCGGGGUGUCAGCUGAUCAAGAGCCCGAGAUGUUCGAGUCCGGGGACCCGGAGGGAGAGAGCGGCGGGGAUAGUAAAAGGCCCGCCCCGGUCAGGAUUGUUGAGAUGCCAGAUGAAAAUUGUUUAUUGAAGAAACUUGAAAUCAGCAUUGCUGAAGCUGAAAAACGGACUGGAAAGAAUGCAGUGAGCAUGCAGGAGACCUACACAGCAUAUCUGAUUGAGACCAGGUCAUUGGAUGGCCAAUCAGAGCUGCAGAAUUCCCCCCAUGACACGCUAUGGAGGCGGUACAGCGAGUUUGAAUUGCUUCGGAACUACCUAUGUGUCAGUUAUCCCUUUGUGGUCGUGCCACCAUUACCAGAGAAAAGGGCUGAAUUUGUGUGGCACAAACUGUCUGCUGAUAAUAUGGACCCUGAUUUUGUGGAGCGGCGGAGAAUUGGCUUGGAAAAUUUCCUUCUGCGAGUUGCUUCCCAUCCUGUCCUGAGUCAUGAUGAAGUUUUCUAUUCCUUUCUAAACCAGGAAACUGGCUGGAAGGAGUUGCUUAAUGAGGCUGGACUGCAGCUUAAGGCUGACUCCAGGCUCAAAUCACUAAAUGCCACAUUUCGGGUUAGAAACCCAGACAAGAGGUUUACAGAACUGAAACAUUACAGCGACGAGCUGCAGUCAGUCAUCUCUCAUCUCCUGCGGGUCAGAGCCAGGGUGGCCGACCGACUGUACGGUGUGUACAAAGUCCAUGGGAACUAUGGCCGAGUGUUCAGUGAAUGGAGUGCAAUCGAGAGGGAGAUGGGGGACGGGCUGCAGAGCGCUGGGCAUCAUAUGGACGUAUACGCAGGAUCUAUUGAUGAUAUCCUGGAAGAGGAAGAGCAUUAUGCAGAUCAGCUGAAAGAAUAUUUAUUCUACGCAGAAGCUCUGAGGACCGUGUGCAGGAAACACGAACUCAUGCAGUAUGACCUGGAAAUGUCUGCACUGGAUCUCCAGUCAAAAAAACAGCAGUGUGAGGAGCUGGCGACAGGGACUGUGAAAACCUUCUCACUUAAGGGAAUGACCAGCAAGCUGUUUGGGCAAGAGACCCCAGAGCAGAGAGAAAUCAAGAUAAAACUAUUAGAAGAGCAAAUAGAAGAAGGGGAGGAACAAUUAAAGACCAGGAAUGAGGAAAGCAGAGAGUUUGUGAGGAAUGCCUGGCUGGAGGUGGAGCGAUUUAAGGAGCAGAAGGACCAAGACUUAAAAGAGGCCCUAAUCAGUUAUGCUGCCAUGCAGAUCAGCAUGUGCAAAAAGGGUAUCCAAAUGUGGACAAAUGCCAAGGAGUGUUUCAGUAAGAUGUGACCUCAGUUCAGGCACCCAACAAGAUGUGCUGGGAGGGUUAAACAGGAGAAUAAUGGCUUAACCGAACCUAUUUGCACACAGUAGAAUCACAGCAUGUAUCAGCUGCAUUUAUGUGAGGGCACUGUGCGCAAAAGUGCCUCAGAGUGGCUAUGGAGAAUGGCACAGGCUUAAUUGUUCCUCUCUGCCUCAUUAUUAAAGCCAGUGGUGUAUGGCAUGACUCUUCCAAAUACCAGUAAACUGGACCUUUGGCUCCCAGUGGUCACCUUGUUUACUGGUGGCUUAAUAAAAUUUCCACCUAAAAGAGGGCCUGAUCCGUAUUACAAGUCCGGUGCCCAAACCUCUCUCUAAAUUGUACAUAAAUAAGGGACCAAGUAAAUGUUGCACUGACAGAAUGCCUUCAAGUCUUUGUCUUUCUGCCAUCUUGCUUUUUAACUUAAGUAUAACUUCUCAAGCCAGUCAGAAAGAUGGUAUCAGACUUGCUUGAAAAGGAAGGUGCCAAGUUAGAUGUGCAAAGUAUAUCCAGUUCCAAAGCAAAGUGCACUUCUCCCAGGAACAGUAAAUGUGUGAUCUGAUAGUGACUCUGUAGUCUUGCAUUACACACAAUCCUGCAUUAAACGCAAACUCCUCCCCUAGUUACCCUGCAGUCCUGCAUUAUACAUAAUCCCUCCCACCAGUGGCUCUGCAGCCUUAUAUUAUACACAGUCACCCCCACUUCUUCCAGCUGAACCUCACCCCAACUAGAGACUUACUUCUCUGCAUGUUAUUAUUAACCAUUAUCCCUUACCUCUCUGCACCCCACAGAGAAUGGAAGAGAGUGGUAUUGCCUAGCCUAUAACAGAAUUCAUAUCAAAGCAAGGAUUCCUCUCUUCCUUGUGAUCACAUGGGCAGAAUAGGAAUUAAAAGCAUACAAACAUAACCUGGAACGAGAUGAUUGACUCUAAAUUAUUUUAACACAUGACCAGUGGAUCCUCUGAUUGGUUGUUCAGCCUUCAGCUGUUGGGUGGGUGGUGCAAGUUGCCAGAACUCCUGCCUUACAGGACCUGGGGGCAGCUACUAUUUAUCAAAUUAUGUCUGUAAUCCAAUUCUUUUUGUAAUUUCACUUUUAAUGACUUUUUUGCUAAUUUUUCUGCAAUAUUCUUAAAUUUGACACAAGCAAAUGAUGAGAUGUAUUCUUUGUGCCAAAUGAGCUGAAUAAACAUGGAGUCCUUAUUGCUUUCA